Messenger RNA from Hordeum vulgare subsp. vulgare (domesticated barley), 596 nucleotides. Its product is annotated as periaxin-like. NCBI's taxonomy places the organism in Eukaryota, Viridiplantae, Streptophyta, Magnoliopsida, Poales, Poaceae. The coding region runs from base 76 to 393 and encodes 105 amino acids. The record is from RefSeq and is a predicted model, not a curated record. The transcript has a single exon.
CUAAGCCUAAGCUCACUCCAACAGAGCCACACACGACACAAUCUCCUUAGCAUUACCAGAGCCUCCCAGUUAGCAAUGGCAAAGUGUCUCGCCGUCGCGCUCCUGCUAGUGGUGCUGCUCGCGUCCUGCGACGGGAGGGAGCUGAACGAGAAGGCUGCAGCGACACGCGGUGCCGGUGUCGGCGGCGGCGUCGGCGAGUCCAAGGCUAUGGGGUUGCCGGACUUGCCAGCUGUGACGCUCCCCACGACCCCGACGCUCCCCACGGCACCGACGCUCCCCACACUCCCGACGCUCCCUACGGUCCCGACUCUCCCGCUACUGGGAACCAUUACGGGUACCAGUACCAUUACCGGCCCGGUGGUGGUGCUUCCGGCGGUCCCUGCUCACCCAUGAUUAUCUCUACUUGUACGGUGUACGUGCCUAGAUCAUAGCACCGUUCGCAGGGAAAGACACCGGCGUUGCGUUCAUGUCCAAGGCCCUUCAUUGAUGGGAGUCUGUAUUUAUCUUCAGUUAAAGUUCUUGUAUUGUUCGUUCGUUGAUGUGUUUUUACAUGUAUCAUGGACAUCAUAAAUACUACCGGUACUUUGUCAGCGUGA